Messenger RNA from Strongylocentrotus purpuratus (purple sea urchin), 3449 nucleotides. RefSeq names its product cytochrome P450 2D27. Gene Ontology annotation, biological process: xenobiotic metabolic process. Gene Ontology annotation, molecular function: heme binding; iron ion binding; oxidoreductase activity, acting on paired donors, with incorporation or reduction of molecular oxygen, reduced flavin or flavoprotein as one donor, and incorporation of one atom of oxygen. The record is from RefSeq and is a predicted model, not a curated record. Lineage: Eukaryota; Metazoa; Echinodermata; Echinoidea; Camarodonta; Strongylocentrotidae. The coding region runs from base 401 to 1930 and encodes 509 amino acids. Gene Ontology annotation, cellular component: intracellular membrane-bounded organelle; cytoplasm. The transcript is spliced from 5 exons.
CUUGUUCUGACGGUAUAAAAGUCACUUCCACUGCCAAAGGGAUAUCACAGACAUACGUGUUCCGACGGCAAUCGUUUCGCUCUCCGUGACCUUAACAACGUUCGAAAUUUUACAGAAUUUUCGAUCAACAGUAACUUUUGCUUCUGAGCUAAAAAUCAACGACAGCAAAGGCGGACAGCUCUACUGGUUUCAAAACUGGCUUGAAAACUCUUCACUUUGUUCCAGAAAGUUCUUGAUUUAAGGCUGCACUAAACGUUAUCACUGUUGCAAUCGUAUUCAUAAACUUAUCACUUCAGAAUACUGAAAAGAAGCCAUCUGCUGGCGUAAAAGAUAAGAACAGCUGACAAGACCAUUUGAUUACUCAUAGAGAUCAACGGGUAGAAAUUACAAACAUUUGAAAAUGGCACAGGUGAUGUCAACAGACUUCUUAACUCACAAUCUUUCGACCUUGUUGACGACCGGUCUCACCAUCAUCCUCGUCGUCCUAUUCAGUCUGAGGAGAAAAAAUGACAGCUCGAAGAAGCUCACCCAUCCACCCGGACCCAGCGGCAUACCCGUUCUCGGCAACCUCCUCACCGUCGCUUUCUCCAAGCUCCCUCAACACGAGCUCAUCAACGGGUGGAGCAAGAAGUAUGGUGAUGUCUUCUGGUUCAAGAUCUUCGGCACCGGCGUCGUCAUCAUCAACGACAAGGAGGUGAUGCAGAAGACUUUCCAGAACACGGAUGUGUGUGACCGGGCUCCCUUCUUCGCAUCGGACUACGUCUUGGGUCGGGAAAACAAUGGUAUUGCGUUUGCGAACGGAGGAUCGUGGAAAGAGCAGAGAAAGUUCUUUGUUUCCAUCUUCCGAAAGGUGGACAUCGGUGUUUCAAGGCUGGAGGACAUCGUGGGUGGACAGGUCAAGAACAUUGUGACACAGGUCAAGAAUCUCAAAGGUGAGAAAUUUGACCCAGCCAUCAUGGUCAAUAUGUCGAUUGCCAACAUCAUCACGCGAAUUAUCACCGGGGUCACUUACGACUGGGAAGACAAAGCCUUCCAGGACAUAGUGGCUUACUCGGGAAAGCUCUUCGACAUCAGCGGUCCCGCAGGACUUUUCAGCCUCAACCCCGUCUUCGCCCGACUCCCGCUUCCCGUCAACUUCGAGAUCCGUCGGCUCUGUCGCACCAUCAUGGACUUCAUCCAGGUGUCGAUCGAUGAACACAGGAAGAACUUUGACCCGAAUGCGCCGGUCAAAGAUUUCAUCGGCUCAUAUCUGAAGGAGAUGGCCAGUGCUGACGCAAAUAAUCUCAAAUCGUUUGAUGAUACAAACAUGAUUGUUAGCUGCUUUGACGCUCUCCUGGGCGGCUGGGAGACCGUAGCAUCCACUCUCCGCUGGACAAUCUACCUCCUCUCAAAGCACCCCGAAGCCCAGGGGCGCAUGCGUCAAGAGAUCCAUGACCUGGUGGGUGACGAGCGUUUCCCGACCAUUGCCGAUCGUCAGUACCUUCCGUUGGUGGAGGCGACCAUCGCCGAGUGCAUGCGAUUCAUCCCCGCUGUCCCCAUCCAUCUGCCUCACGUGACCUCUCAGGACUGUAACAUUGGCGGGUUCGACGUGCCCAAGGGCAGUGCCGUAGCAGCCAAUCUCCUGCACUUCGCCAAGAGCCCCAUGUUCUGGGAGGAUCCCGAAGUCUUCAGGCCAGAAAGGUUUCUUGAUGACGCUGGUAACUUCAUGAGGGGCCUGGAACCAGUUCCUUUCGGCUACGGCAAGAGACAGUGCCCUGGGGAACUGCUUGCUCGCAUGGAGAUGUUUAUUUUCACCACUUUCCUGGUCCAGAACUUCGAACUAAAACUCCCGGCUGGAAUUAAAGAUGAUCUUCAAGGAGUUCUUGGUCUAACAUGGAGGCCCAACCACUACUUCAUCGAGGGACAUUCGACCAAUGCCAAUGAAGAAUAAAACGAGAGACUUUUAUUAUCUCGAUGAAAAAACUGCUUUAGAACACUUCAAUGACGAGUCAAGGGGCUUCUUUUCAGUGGCUUUUCCGAACUCGGCGUUUGUUUACUUUAGUACAUAAUCAUAAUAACGCCAUUUCCUACGAAUGGGACUUUGAUUAAUAACUUGAGAUAGAAAUGGGCUCGAUUGUGACCAAAGUGCGGUACUUUUUUGUGUGCAUCUUCCCUGCAUUUUUCUAUUCGUUUUCAUGUUCAUAGCCUUGCAGAUCAUGAUGAACUACUACAGAGCUUUUCAACAUGUGUGGUCAACUACAGAAACGAAAAUGGGCAUGGGGUUUAUACUAGGGUAGCAGAAGAUUCGACAUAUGUGAAAGUCUGAAAAUCAGGGAGAUAAAGAAGGUGGAGAGUGCUCGAGGAAAAAAAAAAGUUGUAUUCAUAUCUAACAGAAUCUCCCAAAGGGUGGAAAUACAACAAUAAAGGGGAAGUUUCUCGUAACUAUUUUCCUUUUUACAUCUAUGGAAAACGCAUACAUCUCAUAAAUAGGCACAUACCAUACUGUGCGUACUAUAAGUGGCCAUUAUAAUAGCUGAGAGUAACAGUAAAGAAAGAAGACAAAACACAAUCGCAAAGACUUUCAAGAAAUCAACUUAAGGACAAAUAAAAUACCCCGUUUGCCAUGUUCGCACAAUUCAUUAUAUGACGAAAAAGGCUAAUGAAAUUCCAUCAAUUUGAUCUGAAAAAAAUGUACUUGCCUUCGGGUUGAAAGUGGCAUGUCAUCUUUUUGCAUUUUAUGUUCAUAUUUUUGUAAAAUAUUGUAUAUAGUGAAUAUGUAAAUAUCACUCGGUUUCGUAGUGAUGCACUAGUUCCUGCAAAAUAAACCUAUUCGAGACGAUACAAACGUAGUUGUAGAUAAACACAACUGCGUGUACAUAACGGCUGUAAAUUAAAGAUGAUCUGUAAACUAAGGGUUAGAUAAUACUCUACAAUGUUUCCAUAUAUUGUUGUUUGUUAUAUACUAAGUAUUACAUCUUUGAUAAAUCGUUGAUACGAACGCUUGCUGAAUAUGGAUAAGGUUGCUAAUGAAAUGUAUUACGUAAUUAUUUAGAUAGAGAGCAAAAUCGAGGACCACAGAUCGACCCCGAAAGAGGUCUUCUUUCCUCUCACCCGGUUAUACGUAAGAUUAGGCAUAAUGUGAUACAUGAAUAAAUUUGUUUGGGUUUGCUUAUGUUUUAUUUUCAGAAUAAGAACAUAUAUACAUACAUAUGAACAUAAAAAGAUUAAUGAUGAAUAUUUCAAAAUAAUAAUGCUGGAUAGCUUUAUUCCGAGCCAUUGAUUAAAUGGUUCUAUUCUUUCUAGAGGUCAAAAUAUCGAUCGCAAUAAUUAAUUGGAAACAUGCAGACAAAAUUAAUACAGCAUAAUUAUAUCCACUUAUGGAUUGUGAAACUCCAUCGACUUAUGUGAAUUCUCGGGAAAGAUUAAAAGAAAACCUUCAAGAGAUUCGGCUUAAAGGUAAUACAUAGAUU